This is a messenger RNA of Physella acuta, 3574 nucleotides long. RefSeq names its product zinc finger protein 91. Gene Ontology annotation, molecular function: DNA-binding transcription factor activity, RNA polymerase II-specific; RNA polymerase II cis-regulatory region sequence-specific DNA binding. The record is from RefSeq and is a predicted model, not a curated record. Gene Ontology annotation, biological process: regulation of transcription by RNA polymerase II. Lineage: Eukaryota; Metazoa; Mollusca; Gastropoda; Physidae.
AAAAUGUUUCAUUAAACCAUACUAUCAUUUUAAUAUUAAUUAAUAAUCCCGCAGCUGAAGUCUUUAGCCAAGAAUCUAAUUAAUACUAAUUAUCCUUUGGUGAUUAGGUGUAAUUUGGUGACAGCUAUGCCAGAGACUUGGGCAUUUAUUUACAGAGGGUUGGUGUUGUAAACAAGAACAGUUUCAUCAAAAUGGAGAGCAAUACUGGUGAUCUCUAUCCAUGUCAAUAUUGCAGAGUGGCAUUUUCAAAUGUUUCCUUUUUGAAGGCACAUUUGAAAUUCAAACAUGGAGGGCAAGAAAUAGCCAAUUGGAGUCUAGCUCUCACUCCUAAAAAUAGUGAAGAUUCUUUCCAACCGUCUAAUUUUUAUCAACAUCUUAUAACUUUUAUGAAAGAAAAGGCUUACAAGUGUGACAGAUGUAAUAAAUGUUUUACAAAGCUUAGCCAAUGGAAGAAACACCUUAGAAAUCACACUGAAAAAAAGCCUAAUGAAUGUGACACAAAGAUUGGCCAUUUAAAAAAUGGUUCAGAAGAAAAGCCUUACAAGUGUGACAUAUGUGGUAAAUAUUAUACAAAGCUUUUCCAAAUAAAAAAGCACCUUAAAACUCAUACAGGAUUAAAGCCUUUUACUUGUGAAACAUGUGGCAAAUGUUUUUUGCAGUUUUCAAGUUUACAGAGACACCUUCUAAUUCAUUCAGGAGAAAAGCCUUACAAGUGUGACACAUGUGGUAAAUGCUUCACACAAUUCUCACAUUUAAAGAGUCACAAUAGAUUUCAUACUGGAGAAAAACCUUUCAAAUGUGGCACAUGUGGUAAAAGUUUCACAGAAUCUAACAGUUUACUGAGACAUCACAGAGUUCAUACAGGAGAAAAGCCUUUCAACUGUGACAAAUGUGGUAAAUAUUUUAAAGAUUCAUCACACUUACGGAAACACAUCAGAAUUCAUAAUGGAAUAAAACCUUACAAGUGUGACCUUUGUGGUAAAUGUUUCACAGCUUUUUGGGAUUUAAAGAAACAUGUUACAAGUCAUUCAGGAGAAAGGCCUUUCAAUUGUGUCAAAUGUGGUAGAUGGUUUAAGGAUUGUGAAUACCUAAAGAAACAUGUUAAAAUUCAUUCAGAUGAUAAGCCUUACAAAUGUAACAACUGUGAUAAAAGUUUUUUACAGCUUACUCAAUUAGAGAUACACCUUAGAAAUCAAAACUUUGAAAAGCCUUUCAAGUGUGACAAAUGUGGUAAAUGUUUAUCAACAAGUCAUUCUUUAAACAACCACCUUAGAAUUCACACAGGUGAAUUACCUUACAGUUGUGACAAAUGUGGUAAAUCUUUUGUAUUGAAGAGCACAUUACAAACCCACUUUAGAAUUCAUGCUAAACCUCAUAAUUGUGACAAAUGUGGCAAAGGCUUCAUGAAGCUCUCGAAGUUUCAGAAACACUGUAGAAUUCAUACAUGUGUAAAGCCUCACAAGUGUGAUAAAUGUGGUAAAUGUUUCAAACAAAGUAAAUAUUUACAGAAACACCAAGCAAUCCAUACUGGUGAAAAGCCUUUCAUGUGUGAAAAAUGUGGUAAAUGUUUUAAACUCCUGGACUAUUUACAGAACCACUGUAAAAUUCAUACAAGAGAAAAGCCUUACAGGUGUGAUAAGUGUGGUAAAUGUUUUGCACACCUGAAUUAUUUACAGAACCACUGUAAAAUUCAUAUAACAGAAAAACCAUACAGGUGUGACAAAUGUGGAAAAUGUUUCAUGCAAAUUAAAUCUUUACACGAACACCAUAGAAUCCAUACAGGUGAAAAGCCUUACAUGUGUGACAAAUGUGGUAAAUGUUUUGUGAGCCUGACCUAUUUACAGUGCCACUAUAAAAUUCAUACAGGUGAAAAGCCUUUCAGGUGUGAAAAAUGUGGAAAAUGUUUUGCAUUUUUCUAUAUUUUACAGGCACACAAUAGAAUUCAUACAGGAGAAAAGCCUUACAAGUGUGACACAUGUGGUAAAUGCUUCACAUGUUUCUCUGGUUUAAAGAACCACAAUCUAAUUCACACAGGAGAAAAGCCUUAUAAGUGUGUCAGUUGUGGGAAAUGUUUCACAUCUUCCUCUGGUGUAAAGAGACACAAUGUAAUUCACACAGGAGAAAAGCCUUACAAGUGUGUCACUUGUGGUAAAUGUUUCACAAGACUUGCAAGUUUAAGUAAGCAUCAUAGAAUUCAUACUGGAGAAAAGCCUUACAAGUGUGACACAUGUGGUAAAUGCUUCACACAUUUCUCAAGUUUAAAAAUUCACCAUAGAUAUCAUACUGGAGAAAAACCUUACAAGUGUGGUGCAUGUGGUAAAUGUUUCACAGAAUCUAACAGUUUACUGAGACACCACAGAGUUCAUACAGGAGAAAAGCUAUUCAAGUGUGACAAAUGUGGUAAAUCUUUUGCAUUGAAGAGCACUCUAAGGUCCCACUUUAGAAUUCAUGCUUAACCUCAUAAGUGUGACAAAUGUGGCAAAUGUUUCAUGGAGCUCUCAAAAAUUCAAAAACACUAGAAUUUAUACAAAUGAAAAACCUUACAAGUGUGGGAAAUAUGGUAAAUGUUUGAAACAAAAAAAAAAUUAAAGGAAACACCAAGCAAUCCAUACUGGUGAAAUGACUUACAUGUGUGAAAAAUGUGAUAAAUGUUUUGCACUCCUUUCCUAUUUACAGAACCACUGUAAAAUUCAAGUAACAGGAAAGCUUUACAGGUGUGAUAAGUGUGAACAUUUUUCUUAUAUUCUUCAGGUUUAAAGAAGCAUCAUAGAAUUCACACAGGACAAAAAAAUAAUAAGUGUGAAGAAUGUGGUAAAUGUUUCUUACAAUCUUCCAUUUUACUGAAACACCAAAAUUCUCAUAAAAUAGAAAGGCCUUACAGGUGUGACAUAUGUGGUAUUCAUUUUGGACUACGGAGCACUUUAAGAAAUCACAUUAGAAAUCAUACUGGAGAAAAACCUUACAAGUGUGACAAAUGUGGUAGAUGUUUCUCUUGGGCUUCCAGUUUACGGAUACACCAUAAAAUUCAUACUAGUGAAAAACCUUACAAGUGUGAUAAUUGUGGCAAAUUGUUUAGGGAACUUAGCUAUAUCACAAGACACAUGAGAAUUCAUACAGAAGAAAAACAAGUGUGGUAAAUAAGGUUUUUUAAAUUUUUCACAUUUUGCCAAUCAGCAAUGAGAACCCACAAGUGAAAUUAUCCCUAUGAUAUAAGCUUUACUUCCAGUGUCAUCUGAAGUGCCCUUUUUAAUGAAUUACCUUUUUUUAAAUCUAAUUUCAUUGUUCAAAUUUUAAUUCUUGUUAUUUGUUUGACUUUUAAUGUUAGCAUUUAAAUUUUUUUAAAUAUCAAGUUUUUCUUGUUCAUUUUGUGUAGCUGAGUUAGUAUGUAGGUGCUAAGUACAUUCUUGUAACUUUUAUUAAAAGUUUUAGUUAAAUUGAACGGGUUUUGUAAAAGUCAUCAGGGUAACACAAUAUUGAAUGCAAGUAAAAUGGUAUAUACAGGACACAUUUAGGAUUACUAGGGGCUUAAGCUACUUGAGAUAUGAGGACCUUUAUAUGUCAAACUGUAUGUCAA